AGGGGAAGGUUGCAAUGUUAAUUAUGAUUCACUACGCGUGAUCGCCGGAAAAGAGGCUUCUAAGAAUUGAAUCAACGCCUUCAUCAUCAUCUUCUGCUUUCUCUCACGGCCACUGCCGUGGAGAUCCCAGCGUCUGGCUUCAUGGGUCUGUCUUUUUUCUUCAUUCUGUCUUUUGGAGGAAUGGGGACGUGCUGACCAUGGAGGAGCUACCAACUAAACAUCUUAAAUUGCUUUCUGGACUCCCCUGCAGAGUGCUGAACGUGGCGUAGAACGUAGCUGCCAGCCUGCCAAAUAUAUAUAUACAUAUUAAUAUCUGUGUAGAGAGAAAGAGAGAGAGAGAGAUGGGAGGAGGAGAAGGGGGCACAGCGACGACAUUAGAGUACACGCCGACAUGGGUGGUGGCAGCGGUCUGUACAGUUAUUGUCCUCAUUUCUCUUGCCGCCGAAAGGUUCCUUCACUACUCUGGAAAGUACCUGAAGAAGAAGAAACAGAAGCCUCUAUUUGAAGCCUUGCAGAAAAUCAAAGAAGAGUUGAUGCUGUUGGGGUUUAUAUCACUGCUGCUGACCGUGUUCCGAGGUAGUAUUUCUAAAAUUUGCAUCCCAAAGGACUUAAGCGAUCGCUGGCUGCCUUGCAAUGAGAAAGAAGAAAACACGGGGAGUAGUACUACUGCACGUCACCUCCUUGCUGAGGCAUCUGCCGCUGCUUCCUCUGGUUACUGCCACCAAAAGGACAAAGCCCCAUUGUUAUCAAUCACAGCGUUGCAUCAUCUUCAUAUAUUUAUCUUUGUGCUAGCAGUUGUGCAUGUGACAUUUUGUGCUUUGACGAUUCUUUUUGGAGGGGCAAAGGUACGUCAGUGGAAACAUUGGGAGGAUUCCAUCUUAAAGAAAGAAGAUAAUUCAAAAGAGGUUCUAGAAACAAAGUUCACGCAUGUCCCUGACCAUGAUUUCAUUAGGGGACGUUUCUUGGGAAUUGGUAAAAAUUCUACUUUGCUAGGGUGGUUGCAUUCAUUUUGCAAGCAAUUUUAUGGAUCUGUGACUAACUCAGAUUAUACGACGCUACGUCUUGGCUUCAUAAUGACCCAUUGUAGGGGAAACCCAAAGUUCAAUUUUCAUAAGUAUAUGAUGCGUGCUCUUGAAGCUGAUUUCAAGAAAGUCGUUGGAAUAAGCUGGUACCUUUGGUUAUUUGUGGUUGCUUUCUUGUUGCUGAAUGUUUCUGGUUGGCAUGCAUACUUUUGGAUUUCUUUCAUUCCUUUUAUUCUUUUACUUGCUGUUGGCACUAAAUUAGAGCAUGUAAUUAUCCAACUAGCCCAUGAAGUUGCUGAGAAACAUGUUGCUAUUGAAGGGGACUUGAUAGUUCAACCAUCAGACAAUCACUUUUGGUUCCAUAGGCCCAAGAUUGUCCUCCUCCUCAUUCAUGUCAUCUUGUUCCAAAAUUCUUUUGAGCUAGCAUUCUUCUUCUGGAUAUGGGUUCAAUAUGGCUUUGAUUCCUGCAUCAUGGGAAAAGUUGGUUAUAUUAUCCCAAGACUUAUUUUAGGGUAA
Malania oleifera is the source of this 1538-nucleotide messenger RNA. Its product is annotated as MLO-like protein 1. The transcript has 12 exons. Gene Ontology annotation, biological process: defense response. The record is from RefSeq and is a predicted model, not a curated record. Gene Ontology annotation, cellular component: membrane. The coding region runs from base 342 to 1538 and encodes 398 amino acids. NCBI's taxonomy places the organism in Eukaryota, Viridiplantae, Streptophyta, Magnoliopsida, Santalales, Ximeniaceae.